This is a messenger RNA of Caenorhabditis angaria, 2164 nucleotides long. The record is from the annotation of a GenBank genome assembly. NCBI's taxonomy places the organism in Eukaryota, Metazoa, Nematoda, Chromadorea, Rhabditida, Rhabditidae.
AUGACUACUGAUACGCAAUCAUCUACAGCUGCAUUUGCAUUCGCUGCAUUAAUGGGUUGCGGAUCCCCAAGUCAAGCCGCAUUUUCAAUGGACUCUUUGUUGAAGCCAGAACUCGGCGAAUUUUCACCAUCUGGUGGAGAAGAAACUUCAAUUUGUUCAGUUUGUUGUGAUGAAGCAUCUGGCAGACACUAUGGUGUUGUUGCUUGCUUCGGAUGUAAAGGAUUUUUCCGACGAACAGUUCGGGCUGGAAAAAAUUAUGUAUGCAGAUAUGAAAAGAAUUGCAGAAUUGACAAGGCUGGAAGAAAUGUAUGUCGAUCCUGCAGAUUCCAAAAAUGUUUAGAAGUUGGGAUGGAGCCUGAUGGUAAGUUAGAUUAAAAUACUUGAGUAAUUUCAAAAAUAAAUAUUUUUUCAGCAAUCCGCCCAGACAGAGACAAGACAGGAAGACAAAAAGAACCCAAGAAGAAACGCUCAAUAUGAAACCGGACCAAUGAAAAAAAUGUCAGUCUCAUCAAUGGUUGGCGAUUUGCCAUGUGUUAAUAAAAUGAGGGUAAGUUAAACCUAUCAUCUUUCUCAAAACACAAAAAUAAAAAUUGGUUUUUCAGGACGAUUGUGAUGACACCGCAACAUCUCCAUCAUCACGAGCUGACUCGGCUCCAAUUGAUCUCCGACCGAGCCCACUUGAUGAAUCAGUAUUGACAACAUUGUGCGAAAUUGAAAAUAUUGUUUUCCAAUUGAGGGAACCUGGAAAUGAUGACAAAAUUAUGAAGAAUCCAACAUUGCAACACGCUAUCACCAAAUCAACAUCGAUCACAAAUCGAACUUUGGUUAGUAUACUUUUCAAUUUCGAAAUUUUUUAUUUUUCCUUCACUCAUUCUUUCAACCAAACAAACAAACAAACAACUUGUUUUUGUUUAUAUGAACAUAUUGGUUUUUAAAUACUCUAGCUAAUAAUUAAACAUCAACGAUCAAACAUUAUUUAUGUUUCAGCUGAACUUCAAUGGUUCAAGAGGCGAUGCUAAAAUGGAUUGUGUUGCUGCAAAUCUUCGUCGAUUAAUCGUUGUAGCUAUCGAUUAUGCAAACACCUUGCGACCAAUUGCUGACCUCAACAUUGAUGAAAAGGUAUAUUUCAUCAUCCUUUAGUUUUUAUUUGACCUCAAAUGUUUAUAGAUUGCUCUCAUCAAAAACUGUGUUGCACCAUUCUCCCUCCUCUUCUGCGGUUAUCAAUCAAUUGUUAAUGAUGCACCAGACAGUGACUGUAUCUACCUCCCAUCUGGUCACAAGAUUUCACCACACACAUCACUUUUCGAAAAUGUUCCCGAUGAGAAAAAAUAUGUGCUUUUGGACGCCAAGGCUGAGUAAGUUUUGCCCUUCCCUAUCUUUCCCAAUUGAUCAAUGUUCGAGCCUACACAUAUUUCGUCAUAACUGUAUUUUGUAGCGAUAGCGCGUUCAUAGAUUGAAAACAAUUUGCAUAGGCGCAGAGAAAAAAAAGAGAAAAGAUAAAUUGUAUGUGUAUGUAUGUGUGUGUUGUGCGCAAUAAAAACUAACGCGAAGAAAAUGAUAUGACUACGGAAAUUAUGAAAGAGAAAGAGAGACAACGAUAAAUGACACCAAAUGACAGUCGGUUUCGAGUGGUCGCGGAAUAGAAGAAAACAAAAUGAUGAUUGAUCUCUCGAACUUUGAUCAACUGUGAUUUUUUAUGAUUCUCUUUUCCAUGAAUGACAGUAUUCAUAUCUUACAAUAUUUUCAGCAUCGUUCGUCGUAAUGUUGUCGAUAUGGUUAUCAAUCAAUUAAAGAAACUCGAUGUUUCAAAGACUGAAAUGGUUGCAUUGAAAGCAAUUAUGGCCUUGGAUCCAAAUGUUCGAGGAUUGUCUGCAAAAUCAAGUCAACUUCUUCUUGUUGCCAGAGAAUCUGUGCAAAACGCUUUGUUCUCUCAUCUUAUCUCCCGAUUUGGAACAUCUGAAGCAACUGCUCGAUUUGCUCAUCUUCUUUUGUUGAUCGCAUCAGCUACAGUAAGUUAAUAAAACUUAUUCAAAAUCAACAGAUUUUAAUAUGAUUUUUUCUGCAGCGUGCCUCAUCAUCUCUUGCUGCUUUCUUGCAACUUGGCAAAGAUGUUAGCUAUGACAUUGAUCCAAUUUUGGAAGAGCUUUUGCUCAAUGAUAUUUAG